AUGUUCUUCUCUCGCCGGAGGAGAACGGGGGCCUGCGAGGCGGCUCCCAUGGCGAACGUUGUGACGGCGAACGGGGAGCUUCGGCGAUUCGCCGGGGCCGUCAGGGCCGCCGACGUGCUCUCCGGCGACCCCCGCAGCUUCCUCUGCAACGCCGACGACGUGGAGCUCGACGGGUAUCUGACGCCCGUCGAGGAGGUCCUGCCGGGAGAGCUCUACUUCGCCGUGCCGCGGGCCAUGUUGCGGCGGCGCCUCUGCGCGGAGGAGGUUGGCACGCUCGCCGCGAAGGCCGGAGCCGCCCUUGCCAUGGCCGGCGUCGUGCUGGAGCUCGCCGGCGGGGUGAGGAGAGGGAGCGGCGGUGGGAGGAGGGUUAAGGGUUUCUCGCCGCGGCUGACGGCCAUUCCGGAGUUAAUGGGAGGAGAAGAAGAGAGGAAACCCCGAAAGGGAGUUCGCCGGCGCCUCUCCAUUGUCUCAUAA
Messenger RNA from Spirodela intermedia, 474 nucleotides. Lineage: Eukaryota; Viridiplantae; Streptophyta; Magnoliopsida; Alismatales; Araceae. The record is from the annotation of a GenBank genome assembly.